GGGGGAGCGACUGGCACAGCAGAACAAGCCUCUCAGCAGACAAUUGGACACAGGAAGCGAGGAAGGAAAGGGUCUUUCACCCGGAGGAAGACUGGCAAACUCAUUGGGAUUGUGACAAGACAGCCACACAGUCGCUGCAGAGACCAGCUCCAUUUUUUUCACUGCUUGGUUCAAUAUUCUUCACAUGUCACAGAGGACAAGGACACAGUGAGAAGGUCCACAGAAGGCCAGAAGAUGAACAGCAGCCUGACCAACAGCUCCACCAGGUGUGUCCGGGACACCAGCGUGACGGCGGUGGUGUUCCCCGUUCUCUACAGCCUCCUCUUCAUCGUCGCCCUCAUCCUCAACUCUCUGGCUGCAUGGAUCUUCUUCAGGAUCCCCAGCACCUCCACGUUUGUGGUCUUUCUAAAAAAUGUGGUGGUGGCGGACCUGCUGAUGACCCUGACCAUCCCUCUGAGGGUCCUCAGUGAUGCGGGCGUGGGCUCCUGGCAGCUAAGAGCCUUCCACUGCCGAUACUCUGCUGUUCUCUUCUACAUCACCAUGUACAUCAGCAUCAUCCUGCUGGGCCUCAUCAGCCUGGACCGCUACCUGAAGAUCGUCAGGCCGUUUGGUAAAUGUGCCCUGAUGCGUGUCCCGGUGGGCCAGAUGCUGAGUGCCGCCGUCUGGCUGGUCAUGUUGUCUCUGGCGCUGCCUAACGUCAUCCUGAGCGACCAGCCGCCUCGAGUCUCUGCAGGCAGACUGAAGUGCACCUCCAUGAAGAGCCGAGCCGGCCUGCUCUGGCACGAAGGCUUCAACUACUUCUGUCAGGUGGUUUUCUGGGGAACGCUGGCCCUGAUGGUGGUUUGCUACACGUUCAUCAGCAAGAAGGUUUAUGAGUCAUACAAAGCCUCAAAGAGCAGCUCUCACGCUGCCAGUCGCAGAACCAAAGCAAAGGUCUUUGUGGUCGUGGGGGUGUUUUUCAUCUGCUUCGCCCCGUUCCACUUCGCCCGCGUGCCCUACACUCUGACCCAGACCGGCGGCAUGGCCAGUCACUGCCGGGCGCAGAACGCUCUCUACGUCGCCAAGGAAACCACGCUGUGGCUGUCGGCCACCAACGUGUGCCUGGACCCGCUCAUCUACGUCUUCCUGUGCAAAGUGUUCAGGAGACGACUGACGGCUGCUCUCUGUAGAGGACCGCUCAAAGGAGCCAUGGACUCUCCCACCGCCACCUCCACCCAGCUGGAGAUGUCUCAGAUGGCCCACAGCAACAGACUGGCAUAUAGUGGGACGCCCCAGUAACAGACUGGCAUAUAGUGGGACGCCUCAGUAACAGACUGGCAUAUAGUGGGAUGCCCCAGUAACAGACUGGCAUAUAGUGGGAUGCCUCAGUAACAGACUGGCAUAUAGUGGGACGCCUCAGUAACAGACUGGACAAUAUACAUGAGGAAAUAAUAACUGUCAAGGCUCAAUCACACAACGACCUGCUGCCUGAACGUUUAUUCUAAGUGUAAAUAUCAUUUUAUCUCAAUGACAGCGGUUGUAAAAAGGUGAUCAGAGUCUGUUGAACGGACAGAAAAGGGUCAAACAUGUAUUCCCUUUGGUACAGUACUAACUAAGCACUUCUGUUUGCCAAGUCAUCCAACAUUUUCAUUUCCUUACUUGUGCUUACUGUCAUUUUCCACUUCCUUUUCUUCUCUAAUCUCAUUCAAACUGCACUUUCCCAUCACAAAAACUGGCAGACGGGUAAACAUCUUGACAGCAAAUAUUCUGAGAUGAUUACAGCCCUGCACUGUGGAGCAGGGACUGGAAGAUAACAGAAUUAGGCAGACUGCAAUCGACAGUGCUUACAGCUAUAACUUCUGUGCAAUAUACCCAUAUUAAUAUUAAUAAAAUUAAUAUAUUUCAUACUACAAUUGCACUGUGUUCAGAUUUAUGCUGGAAGUAUUUACAUGUGGUUGAU
This is a messenger RNA of Centropristis striata (black sea bass), 1939 nucleotides long. Its product is annotated as P2Y purinoceptor 13-like. The transcript is spliced from 5 exons. Lineage: Eukaryota; Metazoa; Chordata; Actinopteri; Perciformes; Serranidae. Gene Ontology annotation, molecular function: G protein-coupled purinergic nucleotide receptor activity. Gene Ontology annotation, biological process: G protein-coupled receptor signaling pathway; negative regulation of adenylate cyclase activity. The coding region runs from base 235 to 1278 and encodes 347 amino acids. Gene Ontology annotation, cellular component: membrane. The record is from RefSeq and is a predicted model, not a curated record.